CCCCGGCUCUGGCCCUGGCCCAUUCGCUGUUGGGUCUUCCGCUAGGGAGGAUGUCGGGCUCGUCGCUGCCCAGCGCCCUGGCCCUCUCGCUGUUGCUGGUCUCUGGCUCCCUCUUCCCAGGGCCAGGCGCCGCUCAGAACGUGAGAGCACAAUCUGGACAGGAUCAGAAGUAGAGAAUGAAGUUGUAAGAGAAAGGGAAAGACAGAAGAAAGGCUGCAGUAGUACGAGGAGAAAAGCAGGAUGCAAGAAUGAGGAAUGAAUCUUCGUUUGAGGAGCAUCCGGAAAAAUAGAAUCUGUCAGAAAGAGUAAAUAGACCAGGGACCUCUAAACUGGGUUUGUCAAGUCGCCCAUGUCAGAAACUAAGCUCACGGGGGACGCCUUUGAGCUGUACUGUGACGUGGUCGGGAGCCCCACGCCAGAGAUCCAGUGGUGGUACGCAGAAGUCAACCGGGCAGAGUCUUUCAGACAGCUGUGGGACGGUGCUCGGAAGCGCCGUGUCACCGUAAACACCGCCUACGGGUCAAACGGCGUGAGUGUGCUGAGAAUAACCCGGCUCACCUUGGAGGACUCUGGGACUUACGAGUGCAGGGCCAGCAACGACCCCAAGAGGAAUGACUUGAGGCAAAACCCCUCCAUAACAUGGAUUCGAGCCCAGGCCACCAUAAGCGUCCUUCAGAAACCAAGGAUUGUCACCAGUGAAGAGGUCAUUAUUCGAGACAGCCCUGUUCUCCCUGUCACCCUGCAGUGUAACCUCACCUCCAGCUCUCACAUCCUUACAUACAGCUACUGGACAAAGAAUGGGGUGGAACUCAGUGCCACUCGUAAGAAUGCCAGCAACAUGGAGUACAGGAUCAAUAAGCCGAGAGCUGAGGAUUCAGGCGAAUACCACUGCGUAUAUCACUUUGCCAGCGCUCCUAAAGCAAAUGCCACCAUUGAAGUGAAAGCUGCUCCUGACAUCACUGGCCAUAAACGGAGUGAGAACAAGAAUGAAGGGCAGGAUGCCACGAUGUAUUGCAAGUCAGUCGGCUACCCCCAUCCAGACUGGAUAUGGCGCAAGAAGGAGAACGGGAUGCCCAUGGACAUUGUCAAUACCUCUGGCCGCUUCUUCAUCAUCAACAAGGAAAAUUACACUGAGUUGAACAUUGUGAACCUGCAGAUCACAGAAGACCCUGGCGAAUAUGAAUGUAAUGCCACCAACGCCAUUGGCUCCGCCUCUGUUGUCACUGUCCUCAGGGUGCGGAGCCACCUGGCCCCACUCUGGCCUUUUUUGGGAAUUCUGGCUGAAAUUAUCAUCCUUGUGGUGAUCAUUGUUGUGUAUGAGAAGAGGAAGAGGCCGGAUGAGGUUCCCGACGAUGGAAUGGCCUUUAAUAAAUGCUACGAUGAACCAGCUGGACCAAUGAAAACCAACUCCACCAACAAUCACAAAGAUAAAAACUUGCGCCAGAGAAACACAAAUUAAUACUGCUUACAAUAACUUUAGGUUCCUGAAACUGGUGGCAACAUGACCUGCUAAAUUUUCUGCUUGGACCUCUUUGGUUCUCUCCCCUUUCAAGUGAGCAACACCACAAUGACUGUCUAAAGCAUGCCUUAUUUAGCCUCUCCUGUAAGGGUGACCUAGCCAGGUACAUUUUAAACAAUGCUUCAGUGUAGAAGGUGUAAACUAUUUUGGGCUUGAUGUGCUGUGAAUGUUGCUUUUUUUCCUUUGUUAAAAUAUUUAAAUAGAAGUGAAAAGGUCCUCUGAGGAUCCGAUCAUGAUGCAUGCGCCAUUUUUUACUUAAUGCAGCUGUUAAAUUGGCAAAGCUCUAAAAUGCACUGCUGCCAUCUAGUGAUACAUUUUUGUAAAGUACAGCAAAACCUACAGAUAUAUACAGUAUAUAAAUAUAUAUAUAUAUUUAUAUUUUUGGGGGUGGGAGAAAUCCAAAAUAAAUGCUUGUUUCAUUUUUAAGCUGCUGAUAUUCAUUCCUUAUUGUAUGUUGUCAGAUGAGGAAAUUGUGCAGUUCUGGUACAUAAAGAUGAGUAAUAUAAACUGAAACCUAUCAUUGUUAAGGGCUUAACCUGUGACUUUAAUAAGCUGGAACAGUCCACUGAAUGGGUAUAAUGAAUUGCAGUAUAUACGUAUGAUUGCUUUUUAAGUGAUCUUUUCUUUUGUUAAGUCAUGUAAAUUCAUAAAUCCUUUUGCACUGAUGUGUUGAAUCUUAUUCUUGUACAUUCAAUCAAGGCAAACUUUUAUAAUUUUUCUUUUGUUUUCAAUGACCUUGAAAUGUUAUAGCAUGGUGAUAUUCUAUGCAACUCUAGUUAUACUUUUUGGUUUGACACUGUAUUUUUUCACAUUGAUUUACUGGUUGAUGGUAGAUUUUAUAACCUAACAGGGUUCUCAUGCGGUGCGUAACUGUAGAUGCAUGUACUUGUGUUUUGUGUAAUUAUUGAAGUGCAAUGAUGUAUAAAAAAGUGGAUUCACCUGUUUUUAAAAAUAAAACAUUGAUAAAAGGUG
Messenger RNA from Callithrix jacchus (white-tufted-ear marmoset), 2491 nucleotides. RefSeq names its product neuroplastin (gene NPTN). NCBI's taxonomy places the organism in Eukaryota, Metazoa, Chordata, Mammalia, Primates, Cebidae. Gene Ontology annotation, cellular component: axon; plasma membrane. The record is from RefSeq and is a predicted model, not a curated record. Gene Ontology annotation, biological process: dendrite self-avoidance; axon guidance; homophilic cell-cell adhesion. Gene Ontology annotation, molecular function: cell-cell adhesion mediator activity.